Molecule: messenger RNA, 3038 nt
Organism: Plectropomus leopardus (leopard coralgrouper)
Lineage: Eukaryota; Metazoa; Chordata; Actinopteri; Perciformes; Serranidae
Gene: vps37ba
Product: VPS37B subunit of ESCRT-I a
Biological process (GO): protein targeting to vacuole; protein targeting to membrane; ubiquitin-dependent protein catabolic process via the multivesicular body sorting pathway
Cellular component (GO): ESCRT I complex
Source: RefSeq, a predicted model, not a curated record
CAGCUGUCACAAUCUGCAAAGCGAGAAUAGGGAUCACAGGCGAAGACAAACGCACAAGAAGAGCUAAAAUGACGAGUUUUUCCAACAAGUUCAGCGCUUACACGAUGACUCAACUCAACGAAAUACUGGAGGACGACGAGAAACUCACAAAAAUGAUCCAGGAGAUGGAUGAGAUGCAGGAAGUCCAGGAGAGCAAGGAGAAGACACUGGUCAACAACCGAACCCUGGCAGAGCAAAACCUGGCCCUGCAGCCCAGACUGGAACACAAGAAAGAGGAGCUCACCAAGCGCUACAGCUGCCUUCAGGAGAGCUUUGAGUCCUAUCAGCUCCGCAAAUCUACUCUAGACCACAAGUCAGGAAACAUCUCGCUGGACAUCUUGCUGGCCCUACUGCAGGCAGAGGGAGCCAAAAUAGAAGAGGAGACAGAGAAUAUGGCUGAUUCGUUCCUGGAUGGCGACAUGACCUUGGAUUCCUUCAUUGAUAACUACCAGAGCAACAGAAAGCUGGCCCACCUGAGAAGGGUGAAGAUCGAGAAGCUGCAGGAGAUGGUGCUAAACGGGCAGCGGCUGCCCCAGGGCUCUGUCCCUAACUCCCGAUCUCAGGACGUGUCUGCAGCAGCCAGGCCCUCCUCCUCACUCCUCACCGAAGCGGGCACCAACUCGUCCCCCAUUGCCCAGCCGAGGAGAAAACCCCCACUCCCCCCAUCCCAGCCAGCCCCAGUUCUAAAUCCGGCUCCAACCGCCACCCCCCAGCCUCCUGCCUUAUACUCAGCCUCGCCCUACCCGCCGAUUCCUCCCAGAACGGGCCAACCAUUUCCCAACGUCUCCUCCGGCUACCCCAGCCACUUCCUGUCUCAGUACCCCCCAGCUCUGCCUCAGAGGCCCCCGCCUCGCCUGGCCCCGCAGCCUGGCUUCAUCAUGCAGUAAAUAAAAGGCAGCUGCCACUCAGAGGAAGCAGUGCGUGUCUUGGACUUCUCACUACUGGAACUCUUCUGAGGACUUAUUUUUUUACGUCGUCUGCCUUUUCGGAAUACGACCAACACAACACAAGAAAGCAGACCUGCGCUGGCUGGUCUGGUCAGCCCAAGCAGAUGUCCAAUAAUCUCUGUGGAUUUGCGCUCACCUCUCACUCCCAUCAACACUCCCAACGAAAAAAAAAAGAUCGUCUUGGCUAGCCUGGAUCGGUGAAAGAGCCCACUUCAGGUUGUAGUGGGGCCAGGAUUGUCAUUUAUCAGCACUUUGUGUCUCCUGGCAGCGCUCUCAGCUCUGCAUUAGUCUCUCACCCCCCGCCCCCCUUCAAACUUGUUCCUUUAAGCUUUUUAUGGAACACUAAAGUCAAAAAAGGGUUUAAUUAGUCAUUUCCAUCUGCAGCAUACUCAUUUACCGAUAAUGUAUAUGCAAGCAAAGAGAGACCCUAAUUACUGUGCAGUCGUCCCAGAAUAUAUUCAGGUGAAACUGCAUCUAUGCUGUGAUUUUUUUCCCCUCUCUUUUAUAUAUAUAUAUAAAAAAUUCACAAGGUACAUAGAAAUAUUUGCGUGUCAUCUUUUUUCUGAUAUAGUACUAAUGGAGUAAUUAUAGCCAGGAUAGACUGAUUAACAUUUGUAAAGGAGGGCUUCGGUUGGUGUGUUUCUUCUUCAAUAUGCGGAUGAGAGAGUCCAGACUUGCCCUGUUCAAGAUGGCUGUUGUGCUUGCCAUGUUCAAAAAAUGGCAGACUGUUGUACUCGGCGGUCCAUCUCAGGGGCAAAAGUCAAAAGGGAGCCUAAAGGAGAGGUAUAGUGGCUGAACUUUUGUAACAAGACAAGGCGAGACAAGCCUGAAAUGAAGGAUUUGUGUAUAGCCAUACAGUACACUUCUGAUGUUUUUUCUGUGGGUUCCUGUUGUGAUGCAACACUCCUUUUUUUAUAAUGUCCUUUGUCUUAAACACCCUCAGUCUGGGAUUUGCAGAUUAUGCCAACAGUUUUUUGGAUCUCACAGUCCUGUUCAGUUUGCUGUCACACUGAGCACCAAAGACUCCUCACAUCAGUCUUUUCUUUUUGUUUAUGUAAGUGAAAGUCAUUCCCAACAUAUCUGUUUGUGAGCUCAAACACUCUUUUGUAAACAUGCAAGCGAGAUUUCUUCAAGAGGACCUCGCGAGGUCAAACUGGCUUUGGGAGAAGAUUUCUUUUUCCCAGUGUGAUCGAACUUUAGUUUCCUCCCAACUGCUGUCGCUGUGCACUGUUGAAGAGCCACGAGUGCCUACACUUGAAGUGACAUUGAUGGCGUCCUGCUGACUGCUCCAUGUUUCUCAGCUGUUGAGGUUAGAAUCCCCCCACCCCCCCAAAAAAAACUCCUUUAAAGAACAAACUUGCCAAGCCAAUUUGGUCUGCUCCUCCUGCUACUGAUGUUCCAGCAGAUGGUAGAAAAAGGCAGACUGUGGACUGCCAGACAUUGCUCUCUCGCUGGAAGCAGAAGGCCAGAGUAGAGCGAUUCUGAACAUGUGCCAGAGAGACGAGAGACGCCCUCAGGCUGUGUGCCUAGUGGUGCUUGUGCUUCUCCUCCAUUCUUCCUCCAUUGUGUCGAGGUUUGCCUGGGGUGAAUUCAGAGAUUUCUUUUGCAUGUGUUGUUGCUGUUUUGUUUUUUUUAUUAUUAUUGGUGAAAUAACAGGGCUCCGUUUUGCGUCAUAUCUCUGUAAUUACACUUCACCUCAAGGCAAAGAAGUGGACCACAGAAUGGACAAAUCAGACUCGUCAGCAGGCGAAAUGACAGAAAUAGCUGAAGCUAAAACAUCAACAUCACGAUGAACCAGCAUUUCUAACAACUAACAGUGGAUAAUUCUUUUUGUGCAUGGCCUUUGCUCUUUGUGUCCAGUCUGAAGAUUCCUCUUUAAUACUUAUUUGUUUAGCUGUUGAGCUGCUUUUUACGUUUGAACUGAUCCUCUCUCCAUGGUUUUCUAUGUGGUUGGUGAUGUUUUCAGUGUAAUGUUGUAGGUAUUUACUUAUAAUGAAUGUUUAAGUGGAAUUUAAUGCUAUUUUCAAGUUCAAUAAAUCUCAAAUUUUUGUA